AAAUGAAAACAUUACGAGGAAUGUUUAAUUAGUUUUCUUCAUAAAGCAUAGACUUGCACACAUAAAUUAAAUACAUAAAAUUAAAAAAAAAACAAACAAAUCAAUACAGUUAAAGCUGCUGACAACUAACAAAAACUAAGCUCCAAAGACGGCAUGUAGCUACAACACCUGUGUACAACCAUGCAAUGUCACACACAGAGGAUUGUGUUAAUUUGCAUACUACUGCAUAACCGAGCUUCUCAGUAAUGUCAGUCAUCCCUUAAAACCAUGUUAUGACACCCCCUCACCCCCUCAAAGGCUACUUAACAAGUUUGGUAGCUUUUUGACCAGUCAAACUUCUCACUGCAAACUUGACAAAAAUGAAAGAAUGAAAGGAGGUGGAGAUUUCCUUGUAAUGAGGAAUUUAUAUGAAGCAGCUCCACUGCAGGUUGCUCUGUACUUUGAAUUGGUCUGCACGAAAAGCAGGCUGGUCUCACAUCAACAUGUCAGUCACAACCUCUGAUAAUAUGGCAGUGAAGAAAGCAUCUAAAAAGAGAGUGUUCAUCAGUCUUCCAAAGAAAUAUAUGGCGGAUUUGGCUCAAACUUAUGAACUGGACCAUGGAUUGGUAGUAAGAGACCUAAAUCCGUACUUAAAUGAAGGAUAUAUACAGGCUUACUUCAGAGAAUGGGGCACCGUCACAUCAUGCAAGAUUAAGAAGAACCCCAACUCUGGGAAAGAUAAGGCGGUGGCCUUCGUGAGGUUUUCUGCAGAGGAUGAAGCAGACAGAGCAGACUGGGCUGGCCCUCAUUAUAUUGGAGGCACAGAAGUGACAGUGAAGCGAUUUGUUAGUCCAAAGACUGACGAGGACUCAGAGGAGGAGGCCGUCACAGUCUCUGCUAAACCUCCACCACGCCGUUCGAUGGGUCUGGGCUACAUACUUGAGGAUGCUCAGUGGUUAGAAGAUGAUUCAAACCAAUAAAGAAUUCAAUCUCUUUUUUUUUUCAGAAGAGUGCAUAUUUUGUAAAGAUAGUUUGACCAGUUUGAGAGUAUCCAAGGUAUCCUACAUAAGAACAUACUGGCUGAUGCACAUGUUUUAAAAUAUUGUUUACUGUAUAGCACAUAGUAUGCUUUUGUUGUAUUUUAUGGAAGUUUUCUUUUUAAGGGAAAAAAUAAGGUUGUCGUCUAAUUUGUCAAGGAUGUGGGGUGUUGUCAAAACAUACAUACACAUUUGGCUCGUCUCCCUUUGUGCAGCCAACGUUGUCUAUGCAACAUGACUUGUCCUUUUAAAAAAAUCACGACACAACGCAAAAUUUUGUAACCUACUAGCUCACGUUAUUGUUUUGUUUUGUUUUUUUUUUAAAUAAAAAAAAUUAAUGGUUUUGACA
Stegastes partitus (bicolor damselfish) is the source of this 1365-nucleotide messenger RNA. RefSeq names its product MKI67 FHA domain-interacting nucleolar phosphoprotein. Gene Ontology annotation, molecular function: RNA binding. The coding region runs from base 408 to 959 and encodes 183 amino acids. The record is from RefSeq and is a predicted model, not a curated record. NCBI's taxonomy places the organism in Eukaryota, Metazoa, Chordata, Actinopteri, Pomacentridae. The transcript has 5 exons.